GGCGUCUGCUGCAGCGGCCGCGGUGGCGGAGGAGGCCCGACAGGACUUGGCGGCAGCGGCGGCGGCGGCGGCGGCGGCGGCGGUGGCGGGACCGGCAGCAGCAGCAGCAGCAGCUACAAGCUCCCAGUGCCGCGGCGCUGCCGCACGAGCCCCACGAGCCGCCCACCCCGCCGCCCUCGGCGCUGACUGACCCCGCCGGCGUGUCCGCCAGCCGCCAGCCCCGGCAGCGCCCCCAGUCGUCCUCCGACUCGCCCUCGGCCUUCCGCGCCAGCCGCAGCCGCAGCCGCAACGCCAGCCGCAGCCUCAGCUCCAGCCAUCGGCACAGCCACCGGCAUAACCCCAGCCCCAGCUCCUGCAGCAGCUCCUCCAGACACAGUCCCUACGCCGACACCCUGGAGGUUGGGAUGCUCUUGUCCAAAAUCAACUCGCUUGCCCACCUGCGCACCGCGCCCUGCAACGACCUGCACGCCACCAAGCUGGCGCCCGGCAAGGAGAAGGAGCCCCUGGAGUCGCAGUACCAGGUGGGCCCGCUACUGGGCAGCGGCGGCUUCGGCUCGGUCUACUCAGGCAUCCGGGUCGCCGACAACUUGCCGGUGGCCAUCAAGCACGUGGAGAAGGACCGGAUUUCCGAUUGGGGAGAGCUGCCCAAUGGCACCCGAGUGCCCAUGGAAGUGGUCCUGCUGAAGAAGGUGAGCUCGGGCUUCUCCGGCGUCAUUCGGCUCCUGGACUGGUUUGAGAGGCCCGACAGUUUCGUCUUGAUCCUGGAGAGGCCCGAGCCGGUGCAAGACCUCUUCGACUUUAUCACGGAAAGGGGGGCUCUGCAGGAGGAGCUGGCCCGCAGCUUCUUCUGGCAGGUGCUGGAGGCUGUGCGGCACUGCCACAACUGCGGGGUGCUCCACCGCGACAUCAAGGACGAGAACAUCCUCAUCGACCUCAAUCGCGGCGAGCUCAAGCUCAUCGACUUCGGGUCGGGGGCGCUGCUCAAGGACACCGUCUACACGGACUUCGAUGGGACCCGAGUGUAUAGUCCCCCAGAGUGGAUCCGCUACCAUCGCUACCAUGGCAGGUCGGCCGCCGUCUGGUCUCUGGGGAUCCUGCUGUAUGAUAUGGUCUGUGGAGAUAUUCCUUUUGAGCAUGAUGAAGAGAUCAUCAGGGGCCAAGUUUUCUUCAGGCAGAGGGUCUCUUCAGAGUGUCAGCAUCUCAUUAGAUGGUGCUUGGCCCUGAGACCGUCAGAUCGGCCAUCCUUCGAAGAAAUCCAGAACCAUCCCUGGAUGCAAGAUGUCCUCCUGCCCCAGGAAACAGCCGAGAUCCAUCUGCACAGCCUGUCGCCAGGGCCCAGCAAAUAGCUUUUCUGGCAGGUCUUCCCCUCCCCCUCAGAUGCUCGAGGGAGGGGAAGCUUCUGUUUCCAGCUUCCCAGAGUACCAGUGACACUUCUCGCCAAGCAGGACAGUGCUUGAUAACAGGAACAACAUUUACAACUCAUUCCAGACCCCCAGGCCCCUGGAGGUUGCCUCCCAACAGUGGGGGAAGAGACUCCUCUCCAGGCGUCCUAGGCCUCCACUCCUCCCGUAGAUGCUCUCUCCUAUUCAAAGAGGUCCGGCUUGGCUGGACUCUGCAAAAUCCU
Herpailurus yagouaroundi (jaguarundi) is the source of this 1624-nucleotide messenger RNA. RefSeq names its product Pim-1 proto-oncogene, serine/threonine kinase (gene PIM1). Gene Ontology annotation, cellular component: cytoplasm. The record is from RefSeq and is a predicted model, not a curated record. The coding region runs from base 405 to 1346 and encodes 313 amino acids. The transcript is spliced from 6 exons. NCBI's taxonomy places the organism in Eukaryota, Metazoa, Chordata, Mammalia, Carnivora, Felidae. Gene Ontology annotation, biological process: negative regulation of apoptotic process; protein autophosphorylation. Gene Ontology annotation, molecular function: ATP binding; protein serine/threonine kinase activity.